AUGUUGCGCUGUGGAUGUCUCAGAUUUUCUCGAGGUCUUGCCUACUUACCAAAGGGGAGAUCCAGCGAGAUAUUUUCAGAAUCGUCGAACUUUAAAAGGUAAGUCGGUGAGUAGUAACGAUGCUAAUUCAUCAUUCGCAAGGAAUCUUUUAUACAGUAUUGUCCUUCGAAUUCGAUAGAAUAAAACCUUUCACUCCAAAAUUUUUAGGUCGGCUUAGGUAGCCAAGAUCAUAUUAUUUCUAAAACCGUGUUAUUAGACCGGUAGAUAGCGUGGAAAUGUUGUAUUGACUGUUUUGGGUAACUUGACGACAACUGUUUCUCAGCUGUUUCCUUAUGUAAUACAAGAGAACUGACGUGUUGUCCAUAAGUGAAAGCAUGUAAACGUGUCACAGUUUGGUCCCCGAGUUUAAGGUGGUGACAUGAGUCGCUUUCGCUUUUGAGCAAUAUUAUUUAACUUACACGUAUCUGCUGUCGUCACAUUGAAAUUGAAUUGAGGAAACUAGAAACGUGUUUAGUCGAGGGGGCGUGAUGUAGGUAGCGCCUGUUAAAAAUUUCCCGAUUUUUCCCUAUGAUCGUUUUGGCCGUUUGUUAUUAAUAUUAUUAUUAUUAUUAUAUCACUGCAAACAUUUCUAUGAAAAUAGUGAAAAUACUUGUAUAAAUGUAAGCGAACCCUCCUGGAGUUGAAUUCCUAUGGACCAUAUCCAAGUUCAGAAAGGGAAAUAGCAUUUCGUCCUUGUUUGUUUGUUAAACGUACUCCAUAAAACGCGAAAUUAGGCAUUUUCACGUCGUAGUCGUGCAAAAACGGGUAAAGAAAUGUACAAACGAGCCUGAUGCGCAUGCAAAGUUGUUGUUUUGGUUAUAAAACCUAUUGUUUUUAUGACGUUUUCGUCGCCGUCCACGUCGUUGGAUCUUUAAAGUUGACAUGUCAUAAAGUUAACGAAGUCAUGUAAUCAGUUUUUGCUCAACGCUGUAAACUAUUUAACCAUCGUAUUCUAUAUAAAAUAUGCCGUGACACAUUCAGAUAUUCGUUUUGUUUUAGGCUUAUCUUGCCAUCCAUAUUGCUAGGGUAGGAAGAAUAAAAUGUAUUUCAGUUGAAAACAUGAAGUAAAAGGACACAACUUUUGAAAAUAUAAUUGAAGUUAUUAUUCAUUCAAAAUAUUUCUCCGUUGGGGCCAUUUUAACUCCCAAGAGAAACUGAAGACAAUGCUUAUGCAAAAUUUUGGGUUGACAAACAAAGAGCAUUAUGGUAUGUUAUGGUAUUUUCUGGAGUGGUCAAUUGUGCAGCUAAACUGCCAGAUUAUAGAACUGUUAUUAAACCGAGAAGACCUGGGGAUGAUCUUGGUAGUGAGUGGAAAAUGACGUAACAUUUCACUCCUUUCCCGAGGAAGAAAUAGGCAAACUGUUGGCUAAAAACAUAGCACGAACAGCAAGAAGACAACUUCACAGGCAACAUCUGCUAUUUGGAGAAUAUUUGUAGAACUGAACAACCCUUUAUCUCCUAAACUUGCCCAUAAACACGCACUAUUGAAGAUGAACUUAACGUUGAUGGAGGUAAGUAUGUUUUAGCUUGUUUUUAAACUAGGAAUAUUUUGAGUGAAUAAUGAAAAAACUAUUGAAUUCAGCUCUUGUAUCAUCUGAAGCAUUAUGGAGAUCUCGGAGGAAUUAGCCUCAGCAGAUAACACCCUCCUCGAUCUCCAUAAUUCUUCAGAUCAUACCCAGCCUCAUUCAAUAAUUGUUAAUUACUGAUAACAGUAAGAAAUUUGACCUGGUGAGAUAAAAAUCUUGACCAGGUCGUAGACUGAACUUUCUCUUGGUUUCAUGGUCUAUUAAACCUAUACACAGUAAUAAUUUAUUUUACCUAUUCAAUAUUUUAUUUUAUUAUCUUUUAUGUAGAGUUGUUCUUCUUGGUUCACAAAACACAAAACAUGGGUACGCCACAGAGGCAAAGGUGUGUACACUGUAGGAUAUCUACAGUUAAUCUCCAUGAAGAGUUUUGUUAUUAUUAACAGUCUAAGAAUAUAGAAUUUUGUCGGUAAAUGUGUAGUGGGAGCACUGUCGGUAUUGAAGUUCAGGUCAGACUGAAGCUAUGAAAAAAAUUGGCUAGAUUUCAAACUAAAGCACAGAAAAGCUCGUUUGUGUGGGACAGUGAUGCAGAAUUUGAAAGAUUCUUGGAUAAUCCAUUACAGUCAGCUCUGUUCCUUGCACUUAAACUGAGCUGGGUAGGAAAUGAUGUUUGUAGCAUACACAGUAUAUACAGGCAGUGUUCUCACCAGGACGUGGCCUUGCGGGAUUCCCACAAGAAAAUCUGAGAUGGCACAUAAAAAGCCAAGAAGAUACGCCCACACAGAGGCAAGCUAUGAGUCAAACCGACUUUGGAAUGUCUACAGUUAAGUGCUUUUAAUGGGCAACCCUGGCAGCAUUUUGCAUGGUCGAAUGAGUAAAAAACAUGACAUCAAAAGAUUCAAAGUCUUUAAUUUUAUUUCCUUAAUUUUUGUUGGUCCCAUGUACAUGUACAUUGUGAAGAUUGGUGCAUGCAUCGUUAUUGAAUCGUAAACACCCCGUCCGCUUUAUUAGAUCAGGUAAGUACUUCACGUGGCAGAUCAUUUGGAGUACCAGCUCAGGUUAUACCUUUCUCCCCCUCCUCAACAGAGGGGACCCUGGGACUCCCCAAGGCAAAAUCCUGGUGAGAACACCGCACAGAGUAUGUGCUUUGUCCAGUGUACCAUGGUUGCAUUAUCACAGCUGUAUUAUUACAGAGUGUAAAAAGUCACUAACUCUGUCUUAUUUACUACUUGUAGCCCACAGAAUCAAAAUCAUUUGUCAUGGGAUUAUUUAGAGGAAAUCCAAAAGUGGAGCAAGUGUUUCCUUUUCCAGAAGGUAAAUUUAAGUGUCAAUUUCACAGUCAGAUUUCAGGUACACACUCAGUAUGUAAGUUUCAUUUGAUGAUAUUGUUAAAUCACAUAUCAUUUUUUGAUGUAUAUCUUGUAGUUAAUUUUUUAUCUCAGGUAAUUUUAUGUUUCUUUUGUUCAAACUUCAUUAGCAUAUAUUAUCAUACUCAAAAACAAAAGAAAAACAAAAAUUAACUGAGAUAAAAAAUUAACUAUAAUGCAUACAUGUUUUCUGCACAAAAAAAACUAUUUAGAAUGAUCUAUACAUGUAUUACUAAUUUUAGGCGUAAAAAGUAACACUAUUAAAACAUGACUUUUCAGCAAGGACAUCUCACCAUUAUCAAGUUAUUUAUUUAUUUAGUUUUUAUUGUUAUUAAAUUUUUUCUUUACUAUUUUAGUUUUAUUCGAUAUAACAUUUUUCCCCCAUAGUCUUGGACUCUGAGCAAGAAAGUGUACUACAAGCAUAUGUUGAUCCAGUGACCAAGUUUUUUGAGGUUAGACAUUAUUACUUUGUUACAGAUAUUAUUGUUCUUUACAAAUGGAUAAUCAAUCAGCAACAAGUAAUCAGGCCACACAUAAAUUAAGACAGUACAUACAGUUCUUUACCUCAAACCUCAUUAACAUGGAUGCUACAUGAAUACCACACUAUAUUUCAUAGCACCUUGUACAUGUAUUAUGUUGGAUUAUGUCUAGUUGCACAUGUAGUAUGUAAAUGGCCAAAUUUUUGUAACCUCUGAGAGGUAAUUUUAAAGUGCUUAGUACCAUGAUUCUUUUUAGGUAUGGUUUUGUUUUAAUACUAACUGGUACUAACCAUCCAGACAUUUAUUAUAUUGUGGUACAGAGUUUUCUCAUUUAAUUUCGAUUAUUUUCAUUGCGUCCAGACCAUUACCUUAAUAUGGGAGGAAGAAAUACAAAAAUAAAAAAAAUCUGCAUGGUUUCAAGUGAAAAUGAAAUUUGUAAACCAAACCAAGUUAACCAAGACAUAAUGUGAACUGUAAUUUUACUUACUAAAAUGUCAAAUUAUAUUCGAUUAUAGUUAUUAAUUCGUUCAUUUUUUCUGUUACUUACAUCUUUGAUCAUGUAGGAACAGAAUGACCCAAUGAAAAAUGAUGAGUUGGAAAAAGUAGAAGAUAGCACAUUGGCAGGUCUUAAGGAAAUGGGUGCUUUUGGUCUGCAGGUAAAUUUAGGUCUACAGUAUAUGUUCCUACAUAGUUAUAUAUUGGCAUUCAGAUGCAGACCUAUUAAAAAAUUGGACGAGGCUAAAAACAGUAUGGCAUACCAGACACUUUACUGUCCAUGAUCCACAGAUGGAAGAAGGGGUAUCACCCCUGCCCCUUUCUCCCGUGCCUCUCCCCACUGGCAACGAAGAAAAUGAAAAGAAAAACUGCACAAUAAUUGUUUAUGAAAGCCAAGUUUAAGAUAAUUGUUGUAUUGAUAUGAAACAGAUCCAGUAGAUACGUGUUUUUAUAAGCACAAACAUCAUUACCUUCUGAUUACAUUGUAGGAUAUCUUUGAAACAGUUAUUUGCCAUCAUCAGUUAUCGAAUACAAAUCAGAACAGAAGUAAUAAAUGUUUAUGAAACAUUAUUUGGGGGAUUUCUGUAAGCAUAUCAGAAUUGGAGAAUUGUUUUGAGUGAAGAACAAUCAUUAGUAUUAUUUGAUAAUUCAACAUUUAAAAUGCCCCCUUUUCCCCUACUCUCACAAAGUAUUUACAAAACCACACCUACAUCAGUCAAGCGACAAGCUCAUUGUGUUUUGCGAUUCAACUCUCGAUUCUUGAAAGUUUCGAGAAUCGAGGAUCGAGAUGCUAGUGAUUGUCAACUUACUUUUGAGUGGUACUGUAAUUUAACAAUACUGAUUCCAUCUUAUAAUCUCAGGUGCCAACAGAUUUAGGUGGACUUGGUCUAACUAACACCCAGGUAAUUAUAAUUUUCAAUAAAUAUUGCAAAUACAAGAAUCAAGUUCAAGUACAUCAAAACAUGAGGAUCUUAACUUGCUCAUUUAAUAAAUUUCUAGUAUGCCAGGCUUGUGGAAAUUGUUGGUGCCCAUGAUCUGGCUGUAGGAAUCACUCUUGGAGCACAUCAGUCAAUUGGAUUCAAAGGAAUUCUUCUACAUGGAAAUAAGGUGAGUCAGCUUCAUUUACAGAUCUGUACACAUGAAGAUCUGUCUUGUUGGAUACCAUAAAAUUCCGAAAAUAAGCCCUGGGGCUUAUAUUUUUCAAAGGCCCUUUUUGAGGGGCUUAUUUUUGGAGGGGCUUAUCUAUGGAGGGAAAUUUGUGUUUCAAAAUCGAUUGGGCAAGUCUUAUAGUUAGAAGUAAAUUUACCGUUUUUGCUUUGUUUUACUUUGUAUUUGAGGGCAAUUUUCCAAGUAUAAGCCCCCAGCGAGGCGAUUUAACGGAGUUUUUUUUGCGUUACCAGAUUAGGGGGCUUAUAUUUGGAGGGGCUUAUACAUGGAGGGGCUUAUUUUCGGAAUUUUACGGUAUCCUAAUUAUGACUUGUGUUGAAUUCUCCAGAUAGACUGUCCAUGUUUAAAAAUAAUACAGUGUACUUGUAUGCAGCGUGCAAAGAAAGUAGUGUCCGAUAGCCUGGGUUUAGUGGAUUUUGCUUUCGGGCUGGUGAAUUCUGUUUUUAACUUGCCCGAAAGGGCAAGUGAUGUUUUUGAGCAAUUUGAAUAACAGAAGAACUAUGAAAUCAAUUCUGCUUGUCAUAAAGCGUUAGGGGCUAGUUGAAAUGAUGUCUGGGCUAGUAAAUGCUACUGUAGCUUCAGCUUGCCCAAAUGGCAAGCUGUAAAAAUGAUUAUUUUUCUUUGUAUUCCGGUAUGUUAUAGUGAUUGUGUAUUCUAGACAGAAAAAUAAUUUAUUUUUUCCAUUUUUAAGGAGCAAAAAGAGAAAUACCUACCACUGGUAAGUACCAUUUAACAAGUUUUUGUUUCUUGUCUGAAAAAAUAAAGAAAAAUGCUUCUCUGAUUUAUAGAAUUACUGUAGAUACAUGUAAGACUCUUUCAAUUCCCAUUUUAAUAUUCCUGUAGGUUGCUCCGUGUGAAAAAAUGGCAGCAUUCUGUUUAACAGAGCCAAGUAGUGGAUCCGAUGCAGGGGUAGGCUUUUUGCACUGUAACCAUUAAAUUCAUGUAGCAUUUUUUUGUUUUGCAACAAGAUGUUUACAGGAAGCAGCAUGGCAGAGCAGUUAGAGGGCCUGAGCUCAUGUCUCAGCCUACCCGCUAGCCUUAUUUGUUCUCUGUAUGUAGUCCUGAAUUCAUCUCCCUGGUAGCACUUUUAACAUAGCCAACUGGGUCACCUCAGUGGAGGUUCUUCCUUGUUAUGCAGUUCCUAAUUGUAAAUUUGUUUUAUCCCUGAAAAAUGACACAUUGGCUUUUAUUUUUAUUAACUAAGAUUGCAUCUGGAAUUGCAACUGGAUGGAAUGCAGCAAACAGGGUACAACCAAAAGGACACAAGAUGUCUCUUUUUUGGUCACCCACCCCCUCAUACUGCAUCUUAACAUUCGCGCUAGACUUUUGCAAAGUACAUCUAUGUCACACAGUUUUGUUUUGCUGCAUCACGUGUUUGCGUCACUUCACAAUCCCGUUAAAGGCAAAAAGCUUGUGUUGCUUACCUUAGGAUUACUGACAAAUUCUUCCCUUGUAUUGUUAUAAAAAGAGGACAAGAGAGAAUGAUUUGAAGAGGUUUCUCUUGUACUAGUCUAAGUUCUAAAAGUACUUAACUUUAAUUUACUCUUCCUUUUAACAGUCUAUACGAACACAGGCUGAACUAAGCAAGGAUGGUAAACAUUACAUCUUAAAUGGAGGCAAGUUGUGGUAAGUACAUUACUUACCCUUUCAAAAGCUCUAAGAGUGAUCAGCAUGAAAUUUCUCCCUGUAAUAUCAGUGCUUUAUGAAACACAUUGGUCACAACACUAAUUCUUAAUGUAGUGCCAAACCUUAAACGCUUAAUAAAUUAAUGGAGUAAAUUACCUCACACAAAUGCGCGUCUUUACAUAAUUAUUAUUAAUUGCAUACUCUUAUUUGAAAUCACAGGAUCAGCAAUGGAGGAUUAGCCGAUAUUUUCACUGUCUUUGCCAAGGUACACGAUUAAACUUAUGAUCUAACAGAACUUGAAACUACAUAAUAUAUUAUCAAAAUAAUCUUUAUCCGAUUAAACUAGCGAUGUAACUAUUAAAUUGUAAAUAAAUAUUAUUUAGAAUUAAAAAUAUAAAUAUCAAAAUGUUUGUCGUUACUCUUUUCAGACUCCCAUAACAGAUCCUAAUACAGGCGAAACAAAAGACAAAGUAACAGCUUUCAUUGUCGAGAGGGGGUUUGGUGGAGUAACAACGUAAGUUUUUAUCCAUUGUUGUCCUGUAUUUUCGUGCUCACAUAGAGUAAGACCUACACAAUAUCUCUAGCAAAAAGGGUGCUGUAAAUUGAACAGAUUUUUUGACAUCCAGAGUUAGAUGUGUUCACAGAGCGACCAUCUCUUUGACUUUGGAUGUAGUGUCUUUCCGAUUGAUUUGUUACCAUUUCACCCGAUUCUUAGUAAGAAGCAUCAUAAGUUUUCAUCCUACUACAUGCUCUAGUAACCAAGCAUGCCGCAAAUGGCGCGACCCUAUUGCCACGAUCAGAAGUCACUGCUUCUUUUUCUUGUUGGAAGAGACCACUCAAGGGGGACGAUCAGCUAACGGUAUUAUAGACUGCGAAACAGUCGGCCUUUUUUCUCAAAAUCGCUUUAUCAAUGCGCGGCUGAGGGGUUUUCAUUUCACCGCUCGCGCAUUCUCGACCUACAUGCAAGCCAAAAUUCGGAAUGUUUUGCAGUCUGUGGUGGUGUUAACUAUUUGUAAGGGAUAGUAUAAACGGGGUGGUUCCCCAGUAUUAUGUCAUCAAAACUUCAGUCGAAUUAAAGGGAACCUCCACUUCAACAAAAAGAUAACUUUAAAUCACAGGAAAUAACUGUUACAGUCAAGUCAAUCUAAAAUGUUUUUAACGAAAGCGUUUGUAUCCGAAAGAAAUAACUUUUAGAUUCGCCUAUUUUUGUUUUCAAAUUUUGCGGACGUCGCCAUCUUGAAUAAUUUUGACGUGUUACGGUUGCCCUAUUGUUAUUAAACAAAAGCUCUUUGUGUCAGAACAAUAGAGCAACCGUAACACGUCACAGUUAUUCAAGAUGGCGGCGCCCGCGAAAUUUGAAAGUGAAAAUAAGCGAUUUUAAAAUUCACUUUUCCUGAUAUAAACACUUUUUUAAGGACAAAUUUCGAACAAAUUUGUUUAUCAACAUAAUUUUAUUCGAUUUAAACUUAUUCUGUAGUAAGAGUGGAGGUUCCCUUUAAGUGCGGUUGUUUUAUAAUGUACUGUCUUUAUCGCUUUGUUUUCAGUGGUCCGCCAGAGAAGAAAAUGGGAAUCAAGGCUUCCAACACUGCGGAGGUCAGUGCGCUCAAGACUUCAUUUAUCCGCGUUUCACGGCAGUUUUUUAUGCAUUCAAAUGAUAAGAUCGGGGCAAAGAGAGACAGUUUUACAGCUUGUCAUUCGGGCAAGCUAAAGUAAGCAUUCUUGCUAGCCCUAGAAUCAUUUAAAUUAGCCCGAAAAUUUUUUUUGAUGAGCAGGAUUGAUUACAGUUCUUCGGCAAUUUGAAUUCCCUAUAAAACUUCCCUUGAGUUCACUUGAGUUGAGAACAGAGUUCAGUUGCCCGUGAGCAAAAUCCGUUAGUCCUGGGCCAUCGGACAGGCCUUUGUUUGCCCGAUGAAGGUCCACAGAAAAGGUACGCUUAGCUCACCUCGUUAUAGGAAACUGAUUUUUCUACUUUCAAUGAUGUGAAUUGAAGUGAAACCUCUUCCAAAAACGAAAACUUGAUUCAAGGGAAGUAAUGUAUGUCAAAGUGGAGAAAUUAACGUAGCAAGAAACGCAGCCGUUUGCGGUGACAGCAGCAACAAAGACCGAAAAAAUACUCUACAUAUGAAGUAGUUUCGUGGUUAAUGAUAUGCACAUUGUAAAUCCGCCGUCAACCUUCUUUUAUUUGUCAGGUCCACUUUGAUAAUGUUCCAGUACCCUUGGAAAAUGUCUUGGGAGGUUGGUGUAAUUAUAAUUAAAUUUUGAAAAACAAGUUAACAUUCAUAGUUACGUUUUAGUAGUAACAACUGAAUGGCAUUCUGUAGCCCAGGAGGUUUGUCCAAUAUACACAGAUUUUAAUUGUGCUUCAUUAUAAGAGUAACAUGAUUCGGUAAAAACAAGAACAUAGUGUAAAGUUUUGGUUGGUUUGUCUGUUGGUAAAGUGUAUGUCCCAUAUGAUCCCCCUCACCUCCCACAUUACAUAUAGUUACGCCCCCACUUCCCCCCUUAAAAAAGGGGGAAAAAGGUUUUGUUCUAGCCAGCCAAAACACGAGUUUACAAUCAAGAGAACCAAUCACAUCUCGAAGGAAACACAUAUAGCACGUGCUAUAUAAUUUAUAUAUUUAUAUAUUUAUUUAUUUCUAUCAUGUUAGGUGUUGGUAAUGGCUUUAAGGUUGCCAUGCACAUUCUUAACAACGGAAGAUUCGGAAUGGCCGCUGCGCUUUCAGGGACCAUGAAGGGACUAAUAGCCAAGGCUGUAAGUACAUGUAGAUCUGUAUAGUCUUUGCACUCGAAUCGUAUUUAGGCGUUAUUUGUGGCUCUAUUUUCCCUUUUCCUUUUUGCAUUUCACUCGUGUUCUUUGGUUAGCUUGUUCGAGGCGUUCUGGUACAACAAAUACAUGUAUAGUAGCGGAACGUGACGCGAAAGAAAAAGCGGAGAGAAAGAACCCCCUCGCUGUUUUAUUAUUAUUUCGUUUUUCUGCUUGCGUGUCUUUGCGCUGUCCUCACUAACUGGACGGCUGGAACAGGCUAACAAUGGGUCGUUUAUUGGAAAGAAGUCUAUAAUUUACACCGUUGAUUGAGAUCGUCCGGGUGAGGUUAGUCCUAGAUAAAUGUACAUGUAGGACUGUUGUGGACAUUGCCUGACAUUGUGACAACCUGUGUUACUUUGUAGAAGUCAUCACGGUUGAGCGGGACAGUGACUUUUCUACCAGUUAUCAAAAAGUCAGUCACUCAUCAACAGUUUUAGGGACUACAAUCUUCCGCACGAUGAUAUUGAUUUUACAGAACAUGUACAUGUACCUCUGAAAUGUCUGUUUGGCUCGGAUCAUUUGCAUUGUUCAAAUGCUGUUGUUUGUUUUUUUAUACCAGGCUGACCAUGCUGCAAGCAGAGUUCAAUUUGGCCAAAAACUGGAAGAGUUUGGUGUUAUUCAAGAAAAGUUAGCAAGAAUGGCCAUGCUCCAAUAUGUUACUGAGGUGCGCUACAGUAGAUUACCGUAAUAUGUGCGACACGCUUCAACCGGAAGUGGACUUCUUGCAUUCUUGGCCCGUGGUUUUUCCGAAAUUUUCGGGAAAAUCGUCUCCGUAAGAGUCAAAACACUUAGCAAGACAAAUUUUGUAGCCUGCGAGAGCAUCUGGUUACCGGAAAUACGUCUGCGGCUCGCGGGCUACAAAUUUUGUAGCGUCAAGGCGUAUUAAAGGUGGAAAUGCUCACUUCCGGUCAUCUUCUUCAUUUGUUGCUACGCUAGACUUGACGGUUUUCUUAUACACUUUUUUUUCUUUUUGUUUCAGUCUAUGGCCUACAUGAUCAGUGCAAACAUGGAUCAAGGAGCCAUUGAUUUCCAACUCGAAGCAGCCAUUAGCAAAGUGUAUGCUUCGGUAAGUAUUGCAAGCAAUGCUGUCGGCCAUACAGUACAGUUGAAGCUCUAUAAUACAGACGCCUCGGCCCCUAUUUCAGAUAGUUAACCCUUAUAAAAACCGGGACCUAGCUGUAAAAGUCAGAGAGCUUAGCUUGUCCCUUUGGUGCAAAGAUAAAAGUCUGCCUGAAGCUCAACUAGUUUUGCUAACGGCAGUAGCAGGUUAAUGGAUUCAUUUGCCUUUUUUAAUUUAGGAAGCAGCGUGGUUUGUUGCCGACGAGUGUAUUCAGAUUCUUGGUGGAAUGGGAUACAUGAAGGUGAGUAAAAUUAACACUGUAGCCUCUUAUCAAUCGUUAAAAGGUGUCGGAAAAAUCGUAUUUAGUGCAUGAAGAAGGGUUUGAACGCGUAGUUCUCUAUAUGGUUGUUUUGUUUUUGGUUGUUGGUUUCUCACUGUCAUAUUAUACUGAACUUUGUUUUUGUUGUUGUUUUGAUGUUUAAGGACUGUGGAGCUGAGAGAGUGAUGCGUGAUCUUAGGAUUUUCAGGAUAUUUGAAGGCACCAACGACAUUUUGAGGUUAUUUGUUUCACUAACCGGUCUCCAGGUAAUCCACUGCAAAUUCUGUACUUUUUUACACUCAAUUUAACCCUUUAACCAUGUCUCAGUUCUGUAAAAGACGGCGGGCUGGAUAUUGAUCGCGCUACAAUUGCGUUCAACCCUUUAUAUAAACUUUCCUUAAAACUAUCUUACACGUUCUAUGGAGGUCAAAAGAACUCGGGACACUGUGGAAAGACCCUUCCAAGUCAUUGCUACAAACGAUACAUAGGACUCUGCGCCUAAAACAGUUUUUGGUUCGCCUUUGGGUUCAUCCCUUCAUUACCCCUUCCCCCGACAACAUUGUGGCCUCAAACAGACUAUUUUCCACCCAUUUUGCUCAAACUUAAACUUUGUUAGGAGUGUGAUGGGAGGUCGCCAGUUGUACUCUUCACUGAGAAGUUCCCAACACCUUUGACCUCCAUUGUCGACUGGCAGAAAUCCCUUUUUUUGGUUCGUUCCGGAAACAGUAAACUUAAGCUUUAGAUUUGCAAUUCGAAGAAAAAAACGCCAUGAUUUUGCUAUUUGAUUUGAUUCAUAUCCCUUGCUUUUCCCCACAGGACGCUGGCAAAUAUCUAAGAGAACUUCAAAAGUCGCUAAAAAAUCCAGCAGCCAACCUGGGACUGGUUGUAUCCGAAGGUUUAAAACGGUCAAAAAGGUACAUGUGUAUACAGUAACUAUCGAUUUGACCACAAUCGUGGAGCCAUAGCCGAAAAAAAUUUUAAAACUCAGUUGACAGAGGCAAAUUCUCUUCUUAAGGAAAUGGUUACUGCUGCCUUAAGUAAAAAUUUGACACGCCAUUGGACAAAGAAAUGUAUCAACAUACGCAACUUAGCCUUAGGGCUUGUUUUGCGCGGAAAUGUUCUAAGUGGAACGGGUUAGUUUUUGCUCCAUUUGUUCUUUCUCAUGACGAAAAUUAUAUUAAGAUUCCUGAGGACGAGAAAUCCAUAGAAACGACGACUCUUGAGAGUUGCCUCUCAGCAUGUUAUUCCUUCUUCUUGCUGUUUUGUUGUUGUUGUUGUUGUUGUUGAUGUUGUUGUUGUGGUUGUUGCUAAUUAAUUUGUUUGUUUUGCGUGUCAAUAGGGCUGUUGGGAUAAAAUCAGGUCCUUCUCUAACGGAGCACGUUCAUCCAGACCUAGCCUCGUCCGCUAAGCUGGUAAGGAGAUCUAAACUCAAUUUUUUACUCCAAUCCAAAGCUUUAGACCCUGAUGGUCGAUAGAAAUCAAGAGAGAUGGGAAGGAACGAAAAGAAAAAAAUCGGAUGUGAAGCGAGUGUAGUUGGGAUGUUAGUGAAACGUGAAACAAGGAACGAGAAACGGGAAACGGAGAAAUGAAACAUGGGAACAGUAUCUUCGUUACCCAUUCUGUGUUAUGUUCUUAUUUUUCGUUUUUCCCUUUUCCUGUGCUCGUCCCCAUUUUUCUGUUCCUCGUUUUAGUAACAUUUUUUGUUAAUGCGUAGAAUUAAAGAUUUUUUUUGGUUUUCGGGUAUCAGCGGGUAAUGUACAGUACUAAGAUUGAAACAAAGAAGAAAAUAUUUAAGCCAAGGCUAAAACUUUGCCACAGUCCUUGUCGACUUUGAAAUAAUUUUCUUAGUGGUUAUACAUGGUUUUGAACUGUGAACUUUUGUCUUUGUAGGCUUCCGUGGCGGCGGGCGACUUUGCUGCAACAGCAGAAAAGUUACUUAUAAGACAUGGGAAAAAAAUUGUCGGUAAGCAACUGGAGAUAUCGUAUUAUCUUAACCAUUUGGUUUUUAAUGAUUACGUGGGUCCACUUGCUGAGGAUACUGCCCAUUAAAUUGUCAUAUCUAUUUUGACUUAAAAGUGAAGGGAAAAAAAUAGAUAUAGAAUAAGCCUAUUUGGAGGGAAGGGGGGUUGUUUUAACUCCAUAUCUACUCCAGAUUUGGUGGUAAAGUGGCUCUUAUUGCCGAAAGAGUUAUUGUUACCCUUCCUCUUGAUUUUAACUCUACCAGGAAGGAAAACAACUACUUCUUGGAGUCGAUUUUAAAUUUUCUUUAUAGUUAGUAUAGCUUUUGAAAAAGCGCCGCGGUUAGUAGCAGUUAAGUAGUAGUAGUAGUCCGUGAGCUGGCCUUUUCUUCAAGCAAUCGGAUUUCUUAACCGGCCGGUAACAAGCUUGUUCAGUCUUACGUUUUAUAUUUUCACAGAUCAACAGUUCUUACUGAAGAGACUGGCAGAUGCUGCUAUUGACAUUUACGGCAUGGCUGCCGUACUUUCCCGGUAAGUAACUCUGUGACCGGUUACAGAGUUAGGUGAUUCGCCACUCUGCUGUCCGAGUACAAAUUAAAGAAAAUAACCUGUUCUUUUGUAACUGAUGCCUCCAAUGUAGCAAGAACUGGCCAUGUUUUAAACGAGCGGGGAAUUGGUACGACUUAUAAUCGCAAAGGCUCUUGGGAUCGCUUGAAAGUACUACAAAAAAACAUGGCGUACAGCACCAAACCACCUGUUAAGCGUUCUUCUUCCGAUUAUUCUUACGGACGAAUACAUAUCUGGUGCAUUUGGGUCCUUGGGGAUUCUGUAAUAUUGAAGAUUAGUUGCAUGCUGUUCGGCCCCAAACGAUCCUAAGAAGCUUUGCGGUGGUACCCAGUUUUUCACUCGCUUAGAACAUGGCGAAUAGGCCAUUUCCGAGUUCCGAGUGCUGUAUCAAAAUGAGUGCUCAGCCUUUGAUGUGGAAAUGAUUUUUCAUUCUCAAGCAAAUAAAACUCGUUUUGACAAGAAAGGUUGUGUACUUGGCCUCAUUUUGAAAGUGAGGGUUUUUGGAACUCGAAAGUGGCCUAUUCAGCUAUAUUAGACGUCAUGAACGAUCCUUCCUCAGGGUUUGAGCCAGGCCGCGCCAUUGCGCCAAUCCCGCACUGCAAUUGGAAUUGUCCUUUAAAAAACGGCCAAGGGGACAAUUUGUCCCCUUCAAAAUUUAGGGAAAAAACUCGAAAGGAAGCACACACGAAGAGAUUUAUUUCAGUACAGAAAUUGCAAGCUGAAACAGAACGUGGAAAGUAUAUUUUAUCGCACCUUUAAAGUUCAUUCCAAAGUUACGUUUCAGUCACGCUCUACUGCUAUUUUUGUCGGAAAUCUAAGACAGGGCUUCUGAUUCUUCGCGCGGUCGCGGAGCCGCGAAAUUCACAAAAACACGAAAAAUACCGCGAAAUUCGGUAGAAAUCUUAUCAAAUACAUGUCUGUACAACAUAUUUGAAACUUAUUUCAGCUAUAGGGGCUAUUUACUUGCCGUAAACUUGCAAAUUUAUCUUGGAACUUCGUCACUGAAACGUGCAAACAGAUUAUGUUGCGAAAAACUGGGCACUAGCCAUGAUGUUAAAGGCUUUGCCAUUGGUUCAUUUCUGGAGCGUAUUGUUGAUGAAAGAGCAAAUGAUGAGCUCUGUUAGAAAAACGUUAAAAAGGCUGGUCUGAUCAGCGCAAAACCGAUCGAUUUCUAGCGAAAUUUGCUUUGAAAAUAACCACAAAAUCGGCCGUUUUUUACCGAUUGCUUUUCGGUGAAGUUUGCCCCGAAAACUCCCGCGCAAUCAGCCGAUUUUUCCGCGAAUUUGUCCCUAAAAAUCCCGCGAAAUUUGACUUUUUCUUCCGAGACCUAUCAGAAGCCCUGCUAAGAGGACAAACCCCUUUGCAUCAGCAGAAGGGUGUACAAAUUUCUGUCCCCCUAAAAAUGAAAAUGUCCCCCAAAAAUUUAGCCAAGGGGACAAAGUGUCCCCCAGUGAUCAAAUCCUAGCUCAAACCCUGCUUCCUUUUUCCCCCGUUUUCUGUUUUGCUACUGCUCUCUUUGUAGGUAAUGUUCUUUACAAUUACUGCGACUUUUUAUUUUUUUGUUUAGAGCGUCUCGGUCCCUCAACAACAAAGUAUCAACAGCCCAACAUGAAGCGAUUCUAGCACAAGUUUUCUGCGAUGAGGUAGAGUUAAUUGUGCAUUUUCAGUAUGUUCCCAGCUCCUUUUUUUCAAACGGUUAUACCUUAUGUAUGCUGAACUAUACUUUGCGAAAAUGACCCUUAAUCGUUUUACUGCCAAUAUUGAUCCAUCAGGGCUGAAUAGUCCUGGGGCCCGUUUCUCGAAUGUCCCGGUAAUCAUCUUAUUUACAAAUCGAAAUUAAAGAACAAGAGCGCGGGAUCCAUCAAACUACUCCAUUUUGAUUCGAUAGAAUGUUAGUCCGAUCUUUAAUGUAAACGGAAACUGGUCGUUAAUUAUCGGGACUUUCGAGAAACAGGUCCCUAGAAACUAAUCGAGCCAACUCAAGUCUUUUCAUGAAACAGUUCCUAAGUACACAGUGCGUAGAGGAGUUGCAUUUGACCUUGAUUCCGGUUAACUUUGCAGCUGAUCUCAUUACUCACGAGAUCUGACAAUGAUCGGUGGGCCAGUGACGAUUAGUCCCUAGAGCGCGCGACAUGAGCGCGGAUGUGCUGGAAGCGACAGCCGUCGCCAUGAAACACCUAGCAAUGUCCAAGGGUAAACUCUUACUCAUGUCAUUGUUCUUAUCUUUGUAGGCUGCUGACCGGAUUAGACAGAAUCUAGACUCGUUACACGACUCCAACAAACUUUCCAAUGACACGAAAAUGGCAAGGAUAGCAACGGAAGUCAUAAGAAACAUGAACACAGUCCCUGCUCAUCCUCUUGGAUUCUAAUCCCCUGACACAAUUUCAUACACAUGACACCUGUCUGUUACCUUGGAAAUCAUGUAUGCAUUUGGAUGUCGAUAAGAAUGUCUGUCUUAUUAAUAUCACGCUUUCUUUCUUUUAUCAGCUUCUGGAAAGGAAACUUCCAAAUGCAAACAUAGUUGACAUUCUCUUUUCUGUUUUAGUUUCUUUUUUUGGUUCGAGAUAUACAAGAUGUUAAUUCGUGGUUCCAUUGGAAGCAAAGACAUUUCAGUGACAAAAACAUAACGUCCAUUCCCGGUGUAAGAUAUUUAAGAGAAGAUUAAUGAUGUGGCUUCGUUGUGGCGUUGAAUGACUGAAAUAUUCAUUUGCCUUCUUAACAAAGCCAAUUCAAUGGGACAAAGAAAUUCCCUCUUUCUGUUACCAUUUUUUCAAAAACAAUUGUUAUAUUGAACGUUCUGACUGAGUCUUAUGGCUGUAUCAGCUAAGCGUUGACUCGUAGCGAUCGGUGUUUAAUUAGCUGUGCAGCGAAGUAGAUGGAAAUCCGGCAGUUUCUCCUGUAAAGUUAAGUUUAUUUAAAUUAAGAAGCUGCAACAUUUUACUUUGGGUAACAUUUCAACGUAAUUUUCACAACAAACAAAGAUACUAAAAAUUAAAAGCCUUGUCUGAUAUAUGGCAUUUUCUUUUACUGCUAUUGCCCAAAUAGUCGCGGCGUUAUUUAUGAGGCCGGUACCCUGUAAGAACGUCGCAAUCACGCAAUAAAAAAGUAUGUUACAUAGCAACAAGGAAUGGCAAUUUACAUUGAUUUGGGACGACACAUACAUUCCCCACCUCCUCCACGCUUGCCACGCAGGCGUUUUUAGGAGAGUGGUGAGGGAGGGAGGAAAUACGACUACCCUAAAAACGCUUGCGUGGGAGGCUAGACUUAGCCUCGCUCGACUUAGCCUAGACUUGCUCGAAUUCGGGACGGCUUUAAUUCAGACGCCGAACUGUUCAUGUGCCCAAACUGUUACUACAGUGAAAUAUAUAAAUUACUUUAACAUAUUUGACAUUUCAAACCCCAUAUCAAGCUAAGCGUCUGACGAAACAAAAGGCCUUCACCAACAUAUUAGGUUGCAAGAACGUAGGCCGUUUUAAAAUUGGCCGCAUCGGAGCACGCAUUAUCCUUACAAACGGCUAAUGCUCUUCUGCUAAAGCCGCAUUAUCUAUGUCCGGGCUUUCUUGACGAACUUGAACAAACAUUUGUGGUUCGUUUGGUUAUGUCUCGAGUAUAAAGACGGGCCCAAGAUGCAUCAUGCGUCCAAACAAACGAGGCACUAUGAAAGGCCAAUACAGGGCCGGCUCCUGCGCAUGUCCAUCCAUCCAUGACUUCAAUUCAUUCCUUCGAAAUGUUAUGUUAAAAUGAAUAACAUCAAGUUGUUAAAUUGCAAACCGUCUUUGCGCUGUUUACAUUUAAAUGGUAGUCCAUUUAAUUAUAAUUACUGAUUUGUUAAAGAAUCAUGUUAUAGUCAUUGUUAGUGCUUUGAUAAGGCUGUCUUAAAGCGCUUUCCAGAAGUCAAAACUUAUUGGCCAGACCGGUAACAUUGAAAAGGAAAUAUUAAUCUUUUCUCAAAAUUUUUACCAAACCCAUCACCUGACUACAGUGCAUACAUACCAUUAAUUAGGAAUAAACGGAUCUUACUGGAUAGUCCAUAUUAAUAGUGUAAUUCUCCUGACCGUUGACAUGUUCUGGCCAGCCAGUGCUGACAAAUGGUUAAGCGCCCCUAGUCUCCUUCUCAACCGAGUAUGAAUAAAGGGAUUGAACCACAUUUGAUCAUAUCCUCCCGUAUGUCAAUUUGCACCAUAUAAACUAAUAUUAAAUAUUAUAGGUUGCCGUAUGUUAAUUUGCGCUAUAUAAAUAUUAAAUAUUAUAUCAUCGAAGGGAUAGCUGGUGAUAUUUUAUCAAGUCGUUUUGAGUAGUAAAGAC
This is a messenger RNA of Porites lobata, 17711 nucleotides long. The record is from the annotation of a GenBank genome assembly. NCBI's taxonomy places the organism in Eukaryota, Metazoa, Cnidaria, Anthozoa, Scleractinia, Poritidae.